Messenger RNA from Seriola dumerili (greater amberjack), 2283 nucleotides. It is a transcript of the gene sumo3a, whose product is annotated as small ubiquitin-related modifier 3. Gene Ontology annotation, biological process: protein sumoylation. NCBI's taxonomy places the organism in Eukaryota, Metazoa, Chordata, Actinopteri, Carangiformes, Carangidae. The record is from RefSeq and is a predicted model, not a curated record. The transcript is spliced from 4 exons. Gene Ontology annotation, molecular function: protein tag activity; ubiquitin-like protein ligase binding. Gene Ontology annotation, cellular component: nucleus. Bases 114 to 398 code for a protein of 94 amino acids.
CCUAAGCGCGCACCCGUCAGUGGAGGAGACGAGAGGACAGAAGGCGGCAGAAAGACCCAAUAACCCUCAAUUAACCGAUUAUUCUGAAAACCGUGACACGAAAUCCAGCCGAGAUGUCAGAGGAAAAGCCAAAGGAGGGAGUAAAGACUGAGAAUGAUCACAUCAACCUCAAGGUUGCAGGGCAAGAUGGGUCGGUGGUCCAGUUUAAAAUCAAAAGACACACACCACUCAGCAAACUAAUGAAGGCGUACUGUGAACGACAGGGUCUCUCAAUAAGGCAGAUCAGGUUCAGGUUUGAUGGCCAGCCUAUCAAUGAGACGGAUACACCUGCACAGCUGGAGAUGGAAGAUGAAGACACCAUAGAUGUUUUCCAGCAGCAGACGGGCGGGCACUGCUAAGUCCUCCCCACCUCAUUGACGGCCACCCUCAGACCACGCCCUAAGCCACCUUCACUGUCCCUCCCCUCCUCAUUGCCCCUCUCAGCCUAUUAUUAUUAUUAUUAUUAUUAUUAUUAUUAUUAUUAUUAUUAUUAUUAUUAUUAUUCCUUAAGUUUAAAGAUGUCUGUCAUGGUUUUUCGUCAGGUGUGGGGGGGCGGCUCCUCAGCUGUUUAUGUACUGUCUCAGCCAGGACUGAACUUUUGUGCUUGUCAACAGUCUCUCUGCUGGCCAAUCAGGACAACAAUUUCCUUCUGGCACUGCAGGCUGUGAUUGGACCAACAGCACGCCACAGCUGCUCCUGGUUUGUCAGUGCUUCUCAUUCACUCUCCAGUGAAAGCUUAGUAUCAAGUAGUUUGUCACGGUUUUCAUCCAGCGGGGUCGAAUGCGGGGCUCUGCAAGUUUUUUUUUUUUUUUUUGCCCAGGGGUCACAGUCAGUGGGCAUGAAAAUGCUUUUGAAGUGGAAGCACGAUCUGAACUUAAUACACACCCGCCUUCCAUUUCACUUCGCUAUCAUGUGUGUUUUUUGUCUGAACAGUGACUCCUGCUCUUCUGUCAAAAAUGUAUUUUAAUUCUCUCCACCUUUUAGGUGCUUUUGCUAAAGAGUUCUUCAAUGUUUUUGUAAUUUUGUUUCUUCUUUUAAAAAAUUAACACCCCAGGGACUUGGGAUUGUUGGUUUUUUUUUUUUUUUUCUUUUUCUGUACAGAAGUAUCAGAGUGGAUGUUAGAUAAAUGUUGUGGGGCUUGGACCAAUACUCCAAAGACCGAACUUCUGUUUCAUAUUUGCUGUAUUUGGAUCACUCUAAAUGCAAACUAUAAGGUCAAAACUGUCAGAUUUUAAGGGAGUUUGUAUUUCAUUAAUGUUAUUUGCUUCUUUGACUGCUACUAAUUGGGAAAGAUUCUUUUGGGGGUGUCUUCCGUACAGACCAAUAUUCGGUAAUCGCCCGUUAAGGGUGAAAUUUCAUUUACACCACUGUGGUGCAUCCUUAUUCGGGGUUAGUUGGGGUCUGGUUGUAUAAGGAUAAUCUUGAUGUGGAAUACAUAACUUUUGGUUUUCUUUCCCUAUUUUCUGAAGAAGUGGGCCAGUGAUUGGUCCCUAAAGUAUUCUUACAAGCUACUCUGCUUGUGGGUUUUCAGGGUGGGCUGUGGGUGGGAGUGACUGGGAGAUUGUUCCUUAGUGUUGUUUUGGGGUCAGCUGUCUCAUCUCUGUAUUGUCCUUGCGAAUGUAGGCUGAUGGGACAACUGAUUCUACAUGUGCUUUGAAGAGGAGCAGCCUCCAGUAUGAGCAAGGAUAUCCAACAAAAGUCAGUAUGCGUUUUGUCAUGCAUUUUGAAGACACUUUUCUCUGCUUUAUCAACUGUUGAGAUAAUGUUUUCUGAUGUGCACAAGGCAGAAGUUGCAGGCCAUUUCUUUUCAACACCUUUUUAACUGCAGUUUUGAAAACUGAAGCUAUCUCAAGUGGUGAUGAAUGUCUCAAAUAUUUUGCAGUUAAGAGGAGGAUGCAUGCUGUUUGCAUAUUGGGAGGGCAGGGAGGUCAACUGAUGGAGUUUGGGAGAUAAGUGUUCUGUACCCACAGGGCCCCGUUCUUCAUACAUUGAUAACUAAGUUGGCUUGAUUUGAUUGUUGAUGGUCUGACUUGAGCUUGGAGUUUUUCAGUUCAGUCAGGAUUAAAAUGACAGUCCCUUAGCUCAAAACCUGCAAAAGCGCAAGCUCCUUCAUAGUGAGUUGAAUCAUGACAACCCUUUUUUAAGUUUACCAAUUUUAUUUUCACAUAAGUCUGCACCAUUCUUUAAAAGCACCAAUCCAUCAGUAUUGUUAUAGCAGAAGAGGUUUUAAGUUAAAUAGUCAUA